Messenger RNA from Acanthosepion pharaonis, 843 nucleotides. NCBI's taxonomy places the organism in Eukaryota, Metazoa, Mollusca, Cephalopoda, Sepiida, Sepiidae. The record is from the annotation of a GenBank genome assembly.
AUGAACACAAACGAAAACUUAGGAAAUUCACAUAGUAUACAAUGGGAGUUAAACAAAAAUAUUUAUUCUGUACAUAUUCUCUUUCUCUCUAUUUUUGUAACAUUUGAAUUCCUCCUUCUGUCUCUUUUUUCUUUCUUACAUUUUCAGCCUUCCUUUAAUAUAUCUUUCAAUUUCAGCCUCUCUUGUUUUUCUUUCUUUCUUUUUUUCUUUCUCUUUCUCUCUCUCUCUCUCUCUCUCUCUCUCUCUCUCUCUAUCUAUCUAUCUAUCUAUCUCUCUGCAUUUAUUUUCAUUUUUUUUUUUUUCAUUAUUUCCUUUUUCUUCGUCAAUAAUGUUUUCCUACCUUUAUUCCUUUUACUUUUACUAAUUUACAUAUUGGUUCUUUUCUUCUUUUUUUCUUUGUUCUUUUUAUUUACUUAUUUUGUUCCUGCACUUAUUAUCCUUCGCUUUAUUACUUCCUUUUCUUUCUUUCUUUCUUUCUUUCUUUUUUUCUUGCUCAUUUAUGUCUUUCCUUCCAUAACUUACUUCAUUCUUUCCUUUCUCUCCUUUCCCCUUUACUCUCCUUCACUUUAUAUAUCCUUCACACCUUCCUCUCUUUCCUCCUUAUCCUUCAUUUUUUUUAUUUUCUAUAAACUCAAUUCAUUCAUUAAUUCUUUCCUCCCAAAUGUUUUAUUUUUCUUUAUGCAAUUUGAUCGAAUUGUUUUCCUCAACAUCUCCUCAAAAUCCGUUCCCCCUUCUGCUGUCAACUUUCACUCAAUGGUGAUAAUAAGAUCACUUGCCAUUAAUGAUAUUUCAAUUCGUCGCGAUAUUUUCAAAUACAUUUUUAAUAAGCACGCGAAAAAUUAA